Molecule: messenger RNA, 10204 nt
Organism: Oncorhynchus kisutch (coho salmon)
Lineage: Eukaryota; Metazoa; Chordata; Actinopteri; Salmoniformes; Salmonidae
Product: protein 4.1
Exons: 22
Coding region: 360-3395 (1011 amino acids)
Biological process (GO): actomyosin structure organization; cortical actin cytoskeleton organization
Cellular component (GO): cytoskeleton; plasma membrane
Molecular function (GO): actin binding; structural molecule activity
Source: RefSeq, a predicted model, not a curated record
UCUGCUAUUCUUACUUUCAUUAGUAAAUUGAGACCCGACUGAGUAAAAAAUAGUUGUGUUGUUGUUUUUUAUGUCUGCAUCGGCCCUGUGUCCAAGAUAUGGUAGCUGGAGCAGUCGACACAUCACGCGCGUCGCUGGGAGUUCCCUUGUCCCCUAUAGCACGCCCCUCCGUCUUUCCUCCGCGCCUUCCCGGUCGUGCCUCCCAUCUAUUCUCUCGCGCCAUCUCCCGGGGAAAAGAAGCUGAGGGGCGGUGGCGGCGUCGGUGUAACGUUGCUUCGCUGGCCUGUAACCUCAAUGGUCCACAUCUAGACUGAAGACUGACAGUUGGACCCGACAGGACAGGAUUGCAUUCCAUUACCAUGACCACAGAAAAGGGAUUGCCCAUGGAGAUGAAGAGUACCAUGGAGGGUGAUGUCAGGAGGACCAAUCAGGAUCAUGACAGUAAGACGUCAGAUGACCAUCAUGGGGACAUGGAUGACAGCUCAGAGAAGACCCCCAGCAAAGCAUCAAAAUCCCCCCAGAAAUCUUCCAAACGCCCCAAAACCGUUCCUGUCAAAAUCUCCCUACUUGACGGCUCAGAGUAUGAAACUGGAGUAGAGAAAUUUGCCAGGGGGCAGUCCGUGCUGGACAUGGUGUGUGGCCAUCUGAACCUGCUGGAGAGGGACUACUUUGGCCUGACGUUCUAUGACACAGACAACACCAAGAAUUGGCUGGACCCGUCAAAGGAGAUCAAGAAGCAAAUCCGAAUUGGCUCAUGGCAUUUCGGCUUUGCUGUCAAGUUUUAUCCCCCUGACCCAUCUCAGCUCACUGAAGACAUCACCAGGUACUACCUGUGUCUACAGCUGAGGGACGACAUGCUGUCUUGGCGUCUGCCCUGCUCCUUCGGGACCUACGCCCUGCUAGGUUCUUACACGGUGCAGGCGGAGCUGGGUGACUAUGAGCCAGAGGAACACGGGCCCGACUACAUCAGUGACUUCCGUUUCGCCCCCAACCAGACGAGGGAGCUAGAGGAGAGGGUGAUGGAGCUUCACCGCAACUACAGGGGAAUGAGUCCAGCGGAGGCAGAGGUGAACUUUCUAGAAAAUGCCAAGAAGCUUUCCAUGUAUGGUGUAGACCUGCAUCACGCCAAGGAUUCAGAGGGCAUUGACAUCAUGCUUGGCGUCAGCGCCAACGGACUACUCAUCUACCGUGACCGUCUGAGGAUCAACCGCUUCGCCUGGCCGAAGAUCCUCAAAAUCUCCUACAAGAGGAGCAACUUCUACAUCAAAAUACGCCCCGGGGAGUAUGAACAGUUUGAGAGCACCAUCGGCUUCAAGCUGCCCAACCACCGGGCUUCCAAACGCCUGUGGAAGGUCUGCAUUGAACACCACACCUUCUUCAGGUUGGUGUCUCCAGAGCCCCCUCCCAAGGGCUUCCUGGUGAUUGGCUCCAAAUUCCGCUACAGUGGGCGGACCCAGGCCCAGUCGCGUCAGGCCAGUGUGCUGAUCGACCGGCCAGCUCCACAGUUUGACCGUUCGGUUAGCAAGAGGUACCUGCUGCCCCGCAGUGUGGACGGAGCCUCAGCCCUGGGAGACAGCAUGGACCAGCUGUCCCAGCGCAGCUCCAGUGAUCACACCCAGUUCCUGUCCAGAGAAGACCUGGAACAAGAGGGCAGUCUGGACCUAGACCAGGAUCAGGAUUACCAGGAACAAGACCAGGAGUAUCAGGAUCAGGACGAGGAGACUGAUGGUUUUGCCGCGUCCGCCAAGACCAUGGAGCUGAAGGGUGAGGAGGCAGGCUCGCCAGUAGACUCAAAGCUUGAGCAGCAGUUCCUGGACAAGCCCGAGGAUGUCCUGCAGAAGCACCAGGCCAGCAUCAACGAACUAAAGAGAGCUCUCAGGGAGCCCAACAGCAAGCUGUCACAGAGGGAGAAACGCUUGUCCACAGCCACGCCCCCUGGAGGCACCCCAGAGAGGAAACAGGAGACCCCUCCUACACCUGCCAUUCAUGAGGAGCCUUUUGACGAAGCCAUGAGGGAACCGUGGGAGCGGCGGUUGGGCUCAGUGUCAGAGGACGACCAAGACCACGAGACCCUGUACCUGAAGGAAACCCACCUGGGCAUUGAGCGCAAGUGCUCCAGCAUCACAGUCAGCUCUACGUCCAGCCUGGAGGCCGAGGUGGACUUCACUGUCCUCAUGGACCUCCAUACGGGCAUGGAGGAGUUCUCCAGGGGCAUGAUGGAGCUGGGCGAGAGGCCCAUGUCACCUGACGUGGGCCUCAGCCUGAGUAUCGACCUGCAGGGAACCCCGCCACCUCUCGUCUCGGCUCCUCUCACCGGGGCUAGCAGCAGCCCUCCUACCAAGCAGCUACACACCGAAGACGUCCGACAUAAUGAGCCUGUUGUGCCCAGAAAACCAAAGAGGUCAGUUCCCAUCGACAGAGACCAGUCACAGAAAGAGACCACUUACUCAUCCCCCAUGACAGCGCUGAGCAGAGAGGCUAGUGACGUCGUCGCCUCCCAUGCACUAAGGAAGACUGAGGUCAAGAUCGACAGAGACCAGUCACAAAAAGAGACCACUUACGUGUCCCCCAUGACAGCGCUGAGCAGGGAGGCUAGUGAUGUCGUCGCCUCCCAUGCACUAAGGAAGACUGAGGUCAAGAUCGACAGAGACCAGUCACAAAAAGAGACCACUUACGUGUCCCCCAUGACAGCACUGAGCAGAGAGGCUAGUGAUGUCGUCGCCUCCCAUGCACUGAGGAAGACUGAGGUCAAGGUCGACAGAGACCAGACAGUGAGAGAGACCAUUUACGUGUCCCCCAUGACAGCACUGAGCAGAGAGGCUAGUGAUGUCGUCGCCUCCCAUGCACUGAGGAAGACUGAGGUCAAGGUCGACAGAGACCAGACAGUCAGAGAGACCACUUACGUGUCCCCCAUGACAGCUCUGAGCAGAGAGGCUAGUUGUGUUGUCGCCAGCCACGCAUUGAGGAAGACCGAUGUCAAGGUCGAGACACAGCCCAAUGGGUCAGAGGUCACUACAACCAUCGUGGAGUUUACAGAUCAGGAUCAUGGUGUGACUGUAAGCAGUAUAGGCGAGACUUCUUAUUCAACAACAGAAGGUGUUUCCCCUGUGCACAUGUGUACGUUGGGAAGAGAGGCCUCUGGAUCUCCAAUACUUGUUACUGAGAAUGUUACCUCUGCAACCACGCAUGUCACCAAGACGGUGAAAGGGGGCUAUUCAGAGACCAGAAUUGAGAAGAGGAUCAUAAUCACAGGAGAUGAUGAUGUUGACCAGGAGCAGGCCCUCGCUAUUGCGAUUCAGGAAGCCAAGCAACAGCAUCCGGACAUGUUGGUCACCAAGGCAGUAGUUGUCAAGGAAACAGAAUCGUCCACUGAGGAUCCACAUGGGACAUCUUAGUCCUGAUUCCUGGGACAUGAGCGCCCCCCUCAGGAGCAGACCUGUUGGUGCCUGAGCUACCUGAGACAACCACACUGCUGUACCACCCUGACCACUGCUAGUGGGGCUCCGACACACACGUUUCAAUCCCUCACCCUUACUACUCUUGCCCACUGGGCCAACCCAUAUACUUCCCUGUUGUCUACCAUAGUAACAGGACUCAUUUAAAUCCAACCCUUUAUUUAUGAACCUUUGCUCUGGUGGUGAUAUGGUGAAAUAUAGCCUCUUAGAAUCUGAGAGUGAAACUUACAUACUCGUCUCUAGCAUGUUGGCUCAGCAUUCCCGAACAAUCACAUUACAAGUAAAAAUGUUGAAAACACUUCAACUCACUUUACCUGUUGUCCAAUUAUUAUUUUUCCUAUGUCGGAGGUAAUCUGAUACAACAUAUCCAUAGGGGAACGUUAUCAACCUGACCUUCAGUAUGCUGGUCUGUAUAUUUCCGGUUUGUAUUUUCAAUACUGACUCAAUUUGCACGAGACAAACACUUAAACAAUUUGUCUGAACCUAAUCACAGACCGAACGGCAAACACUUCCAGCUGAUUACGAGGAAACGUGCUUCCGUUGACACAUUGGUUACAUUCGGCUAUUAUUUACAUAUUGUGCAUCACGUGAAAUGCAUCACAUGAUUGAAAAUACUCACCGGAAUUACAAGCCGACAUAGCCAUAUACCUACCGGCGCCCCAGAAAGUUGGGCUAAUAGUACUUUCCUGUGGCCAUUUUAUCUCCACUUCCAACCGCCAAAAAGACAACCGGUAAAGUAUGUUUAAAUAUAAUUUUAUUCAACAUUCUGUCUGGUAGAGACUAUUGCGUCUUUUUUACAGCGACUUCUUUCAGACUGAUAGCCAUGGAGUAACCAUGGUAACAGCCUGAUAUUUAGACAAGGUGAAAUACAGACAUGGAUGGCUAGAUAUGGAAAUGUCAUAAAUGAUGGCAGUCUUGGUACUAAGAAAUAACAGGUUGAAUGACAAAAUAAUGCCAGAAUUCCUUGUUUCUCUGCUGGAAAGUUUCUGUCUACACCUAGUACACUUGUCUGCACUGGUCUCAACACUCAAGCCAAACAACUGGGUUUUGACUAGAUAGGUUAGGAUAAUUAAUGUAGCAGGUUAGGAUAAUUAGGCUAAGGUUAGGGUUAGGGUUAGCUAAAAUGCACAUAAUAAAACUUGUCCCCAGGCUCGAAUUUCUGGAACAUAGAGCCUGGCAACAGUGUGGGACUGUGAAGGGGUGUAGAUUUACUGAGUGACAUGAUAAUCAAUUCAAAUUCUGAGCAAAUCACACGACUAUGAGAUGUGGUUCCAAAUCGAGGGGGGAAAAGUAUUUGUUAUGGUGCACCAUGGAAAUAACUCAUAUAACCCAUAACCCAGGUAGUAGGAACAUAUCGACGUUCAUGCUAACAGCUAGCCAUAGCUUUGUUACACACAAACACAAAAACAAUACUGUCCCCCCGAAUGCAGCACACUUACGGGGAGUUUCUAAGGGUUGCACUAAAUGGUGAUGGACUGAGAGAUCAGCCAAUUAAAACCAGUGGUUGUUUCUCCGCUCCUGCCAUAGGCUUCCAGUCAAGUCCUUUUCUGAGGUGCUCGGAAACAAGACGGUUCGACAGAGAGCAAGCCAGCUGGUGGGCGAGAUUAAUUUGAUAUAAGCUGUAUCCUAUCUAGACCACCAAACUGUUCUCAGCUUGCCUCUGCAAAGUAUCCUCUAAGGAAAUUAAAUGGGAAGGUUUUUGCCUGAAUGUCAAGUGGAUCCAAAUCUUAGGAGCUGUUGUCUCUUUGAUGUGCUCAUCCCAUCAUAUCACUUUAAAGUCUCACUGCCGUCACAACGCACACCAAUGCCACACUUGUAGUGCAGGACAUUUUUAUUACAAGGGUACUUAGUAUGAGAUAAUCUGGCAGACUAUAGGACUACAAUGUGGUCCAACGUCCUACUAAGUAAAUUCCACCCACCAUUCUAGACCUCAGAUCCAACUCUAAUGCCUACUGAGGCCUAGAUUAAAUCUGGACAGCAGAAAAUCGACACUAAAGCACAAUUGAAAUUUAAAGGCAAUGUUCCCGGAUUCGCUGAGACUACAUUAUCUGUAAACGCUGCAAACAGUAUGUCGGCUCAAUUGUAAAUUACCUUUAUAUUUUAAUUGCGCUAUAAUGCGGAUCUUGAUUAAAUCUAGAGUGUGCUUACAUAUCUACGUAGUUUGUCAAGAGAAAAAAAACGUGUAUCCAUUAGUUGUAGGUCCAGUACUGUUGACGUGCAUGCAGUAAAGCAGGUUUUCAUGAACAGGAAAACCUUCCCUUAGUUUUAUAUACUCGCUAAACCAGCAAAGUCCAUAACUGUGCUUUGGCCCAUUUCUGUAACAGUGAGAAUGGUUAUGGGAAUGCCAGAGGAUACACAGAUUGCAGGAGAUUUGAGAACAGUAGGCUACUCUGCACCAGCGAGGUCCGUAAAUCGCGGCGCUGGUUUGGUGGCACUAACUCGACGAUGCCAAAUGUGCCAGAGUAGAGAAAGGGGCACCACAGCUAACACAGAAAGGUCCAAAUUGAACUUUUCUUCCUGCAAUGGCGCAUCCUCACCAUCAUACAACAGAGGAGAAGAGCUGUUGAAACUCUCUCGGAUAAAUAAUCUUUCUCAAGAUAUCUUGCUUUUUCUUUAACCCACAAUUCGGGCAUUUGGCUGACAUCUUGGCAGACCCUACCUUGAACUCUUGCAAUUGGGUAUUUUUGUUUUAAGAACACAAUUGACGUUACUGUAUUAUGAUGAUGGUUUACUUGUUAUUGAAGUUGAUCUGUGUAGACAUUUGGAUGUAUAUAAAUGGAGUGCUUAUGAACCUCUGAUCAAUAGAAUGUGCCUGUUGGGUAUUUAUAAAAAUUGUGAAAGUAUAAAUUCUGAGCAUGUUACUGUUCUAAAAUGAUCCAAGGUCAGGUCCCCUUCCAACCGUUAGAGAUACAGUCACUUUCUGCUGUUAUACUGUGGCUAUCUACAGUAGGAUAUAUUAAGAGAUUCACAUUAGAACCUUAUUAAGUAUGCCAAAUGAGCUACCUUUUAAAUGAAACUAGUAUUUUAGAUAAUGUUUGCAUGAUACAGACAUUCAUUAUGAAAUUAAAUUAAACCACUAGAAUACCUACUGUAUAGAUACAAUGUUAUAGUAUUAUGCAAAGUAGAAGAGACCUUAAGGCAGUAUGAAAUAUCACAGUAGCUAGCUACAGUUGAAGUCAGAAGUUUACAUAAUGACACUUAGGAGUCAUUAACUUGUUUUUCAACCACUCAACAAAUGUAUUGUUAACAAACUAUAGUUUUGGCAAGUCGGUUAGGACAUCUACUUUGUGCAUGACACAAGUAGUUUUUCCAACAAUUGUUUACAGACAGAUUAUUUCACUUAUAAUUCACUGUAUCACAAUUCCAGUGGGUCAGAAGUUUACAUACACUAUGUUGACUGUGCCUUUAAACAGCUUGGAAAAUUCCAGAAAAUUAUGUCAUGGCUUUAGAAGCUUCUGAUAGGUUAAUUGACAUCAUUUGAGUCAAUUGGAGGUGUACCUGUGGAUGUAUUUCAAGCCCUACCUUCAAACUCAGUGCCUUUUUGCAAGACAUCAUGGGGAAAUCAAAAUAAAACAGCCAAGACCUCAGAAAAUAAAUUGUAGACCUCCACAAGUCUGGUUCAUCCUUGGGAGCAAUUUCCAAACGCCUGACGUUACCACGUUCAUCUGUACAAACAAUAGUAUGCAGGUAUAAACACCAUGGGACCACGCAGCCUUCAUAACGCUCAGGAAGGAGACGCGUUCUGUCUCUUAGAGAUGAACGUACUUUGGUGCGAAAAGUGCAAAUCAACCCCAGAACAACAGCAAAGGACCUUGUGAAGAUGCUGGAGAAAACAGGUACAAAAGUAUCUAUAUCCACAGUAAAACGAGUCCUAUAUCGACAAACCCUGAAAGGCCACUCAGCAAGGAAGAUGCCACUGCUCCAAAACCACCAUAAAAAAGCCAGACUACAGUCUGCACAUGGGGACAAAGAUUGUACUUUUUGAGAAGUGUCCUCUGGUCUGAUGAAACAAAAAUAUAACUGGCCAUAAUGACCAUCGUCAUGUUUGGAGGAAAAAGGGGGCGGCUGGCAAGAUGAAGAACACCGUCCCAACCGUGAAGCACGGGGGUGGCAGCAUCAUGUUGUAGGGGUGCUUUGCUGCAGGAGGGACUGGUGAACUUCACAAAAUUGAUGGCAACAUGAGGAAGGACAAUUGUGUGGAUAUAUUGAAGCAACAUCUCAAGACAUCAGUCAGGAAGUUAAAGCUUGGACUUUCCAAAUGGACAACGACCCCAAGCAUACUUCCAAAGUUGUGGCAAAAUGGCUUAAGGACAACAAAGUCGAGGUGUUGGAGUAGCCAUCAAAGCCCUGACCUCAAUCCCAUAAAAAGAUUGUGGGCAGAACUGAAAAAGCAUGUGCGAACAAGGAGGCCUACAAACCUGACUCAGUUACAUCAGCUCUGUCAGGAGGAAUUGGCCAACAUUCACCCAACCUAAUGUGGGAAGUUUGUGGAAGGCUACCUGACACCUUUCACCCAAGUUAAACAAUUUAAAGGCAAUGCUGCCAAAUACUAAUUGAAUGUAUGUAAACUUCUGACCCUCUGGGCAUGUGAUGAAAGAAAAAAACGCUGAAAUAAAUCACUCUAUGCUAUUAUUCUGACAUUUCACAUUCUUAAAAUAAAGUGGUGGUCCUAACUGACCUAAGACAGACAUUUUUACUAGGAUUAAAUGUCAGGAAUUGUGAAACUGAGUUAAAAUGUAUUUGGCUAAGGUGUAUGUAAACUUCCGACUUCAACUGUACAUCAGUAAAUGUCCCACAUAGGUUAUGGCUGGGAUUCAAUCCGAGGCACGUUGUAGAGCGAUGUUGACAAUGCGCCCAUUAAAACUAAAAUUCUUAAUGGUGAAACUGCCACAACAAAUAAGUUACUGCAAACAGACACAGUUUUUUUCCCAUGACGUCAUUGCACACACACGAUACAACAGUGGCAUACUAUAUGUACUGCAUUUGUUUUUCUUGAUGCAUGACGCUCCCCACCUCUGCUUCGUCGACAAAACAAAAACAAUAACAACAGCCGUGGGGUGGACAGUGGCGCUGUUUCCCCCUAUUGUGUAUUCGAUCUUUAAAGGCAACGUUCCCGAGGAGACCUCAUUGACUGUAGCUGCUGAAAAUGUCUGCUCAAUUGGAAAUGACCUUGAAAUGUCAUGAGUUCCACAAUGCGCCUCAGAUUGAAUCCCGGCCUAGAUGUCAGUGAAAUGAAAUGUCUGCAUUAUGUCUGUUCUAACUGUAGACUCCAUCUACAGGAAAUGAAACUCUGUAACAGGAAAAAGGAAAUGGAAGGUAUUAUUAGCAUACAGUGUUUUCAAUUCAGAAUGGGGGGAUAAAGAUAACUCAACAAAUUCAGUCAUGAUAAGAGGGUUUGCCAAUCCCCAGGUCCCACAACAUGUUCACAUUUGGUUGACUCCAUUAAAUAAUAGGAGUGCUGUAAAGUGCUAUCACUGCACUUGAAGGGGCAUACAUAAGAUUCUCCAUCCAUCUACAUACACAUUUAACAACUAUCAUGACAUUAGUAAUUGCUAAUGAUUUUUAUCCUGGUGGCGUUUAUGCCAUUUUCAGGGAUGACUUACUGUGUGUUACAUGGAUUCAAGUUUUAUAUGGACAUUUACCAGGCCUCUUGCAGUGGCUAUAUGGCAUUAUACAUAGAAGCCCUUAUUUAUCCUCCUUCAAGCAAAGUGUUCCAGUGAUACCUGGUAUCUCAAUCCCUCAUUUGCUUUUAGUGUGUUUUGGUCUGGUUAUAUUUUGAGUGUGUGAGGGAUACCAUGGCCUAUGUUUCCUACUGUAUGAAAAGUGUGCUGUGAUAAUGUUUGGUAGUAGUGACACUUCUGUAUUUGUAUGAAGGAACUACUUCCAACAGUUUUGUAAUCGAGGAUAUACUUUAGAUGAACUAUGUGCCAGAAAGCCAACAAAAAUGUCACAAACGUGAUAUGGUAAGACUAAUGUAUAUAUCCUGUCAGAGUAUUACUUGUCAGGUACCCUCUUACAACCCUCUAAGCUACUCCGAGUUAAUGCAUUUAGACAAAAAUUCAUAGGUUGAGCUGAAGGUGCCAUGUUAGGAUUAUGACAAGUUAAAGUUGGCUUUGGGACACAUAACUCAACUGUUACCAGGUGUGUGGUGUGUAACUGUUGAAUCUCAUUAGACAGCCAAGUUUUUGCAUUUAUGUUCGAUAUCUUUUACAAAUCACAGUGGCAAAAUCAAUGUGGGGGUUAGGAGUGGCGAAACCAAUGUCAACAGCCAUUCAUUCCUUUGUACAGUAUUCUGAGGAUUAAGUUGGUUUCAGAUAAGUGGCAAUGUUACUACUGUACACUAGAGAGUUUCAAUGAGCUCUAGAUAGCUUGCCGGGCAGUCUGCAUUGGGUGCAUCUAACAUCAGUUUACCCUACCCAAGUCCUAACCUUAAUCAUGACCUUAGAUCAGUAUCUAAGGGCAACUUCAUCCUACAUGUUGAAGUAACCUGGCAACUUGGACAAGUAAUCAAACCAGCCAUGAUUAAUCAGAGGCGUUGGCGAGACCAUCGCCCUGUGCCGAACCCUGAUUGGAUGACUUCUGGCUGACCUCGGAACCCUCCCAGACCCCUCAGCUCACCAAUAUCUGUAUAGCCCUCCUCUACUCAGUUCACAUCAUGUUUGCUCUGUGCUGCUCCCCAUUGCUUGGUGCUGUGUCUUUGCUGUACAGUGAACUUGCAUUCCAUACAUUAAUAAACUAAAUGAAAAGAG